Molecule: messenger RNA, 1602 nt
Organism: Zerene cesonia (dogface butterfly)
Lineage: Eukaryota; Metazoa; Arthropoda; Insecta; Lepidoptera; Pieridae
Product: protein obstructor-E-like
Exons: 6
Coding region: 120-1430 (436 amino acids)
Cellular component (GO): extracellular region
Molecular function (GO): chitin binding
Source: RefSeq, a predicted model, not a curated record
AUGGGACCAGGUUUCACAACUCGGUCUGUCCCCAAGGUCGCAAAAUGCUCAUCCUCUGACCGGUCAUUCAUUGGUCGUGCGAAGCUCGAACGAACGUGUGGUAUCAGGCAGUACAUACAAUGAGGGGUUUUGUGUUUUUGGCGUGUGUCUGCGCCGUGGCUUAUGGCCAAAUUUCCUCCGAUGAUUCAAUAAAUGCGAAUCAGAAGGAUGAGUUCAGUAUUGACGACAUAGCCGAUGCCGUGGAAAACAAUGAUUUUAGUAGUACAAAACUUCAAGAAGCAAGUGACGUAGGCGCAGCAAACCAAGAUAACGUCGCUGAACUACAAGAAACCGCCGAUGUCGGUGACGCAAGUCAAGACACUGCGAACUUAAAAGAAUCAAGCGACAUUGGAGGUGCUAGUCAAGAUACAGCAAGCUUCCAAGAGACAAGCGACGUCGGUGAUGCAAGUAUCUCCAACCUCGCUGAAUCGGGUGAUGUUGGUGAUGCAAGCCAAAUAUCCGGUGAAGGUGAACUCAGUAAAUUAACUGCCAGUGAUGACGCACAAGGUGGUGCAUCAGCAGCUGACCAAUACGAAGCACAAUCUGCACCAGUAUCUUUAAGCAGCAAAACGUGUAUUGAAAAAAAUGACCGGUAUUCGAUCCCUGGCAGCUGUGAUAGAUAUAUUGAAUGCUUGAAUGGCACUGCGGAGGAAAAGGUAUGUCCAGAUGGUCUUCGUUACAACCCAAAUGUGAAAUUCAACGUUUAUCCUUGCCAGUACCCCAUCGACGUCCCGUGUCUUGGACGAUCAGCCCUUCAACCAGCACAACCAACAACGGAAUGCCCACACCAAUUCGGAUACUUUAAAACUGGAGAUAAUCGCAACUGUGGCACAUUCAAAAACUGCGUAAAUGGUGUAGCCUACGAAUUCAAUUGCCCUGAGGGUCUUGCAUUUAGCUCUGAUACUUACCGGUGUGAAUGGCCUGAUCUAGUCUCUGAUUGUGAUGCUGAAGCUUUCCUUGGAUUCCGAUGCCCCGAGGUCCCCAUUUCCAAGGAACUUGGACCACCCGCUGGUUUCAGAUUUUAUAGAUCUCCUGAAGACUGUCAAAAAUACUUUAUAUGUAUCGACGGUAGGCCUCGUCGCCUAGCCUGCGGUGGAUAUACAGCUUUUGAUGAACUCAGCGAAUCUUGCGUUGCGGCUGAUGAGGUUUCCGCAUGUCCUCUUGAAUUAAGGAACAGCGCGGAACGUUCUAGAAAAGCUGAGUCACAAAGACUAACCGCCGAAAACAAAUUCGAGAAACUACGUCUUGGAGAUUUUACUACAGUAAAUCCAAACUAUAAUGACGACCGUAAAGAAGAGUUACAAGGACAAGAAGAUAAUUAUGAAAGCGAACCAAAACAAGACAUUGAGAAUGUAACGGAAGCAGAACAAGAGCAGGAAAUACCUCAGUAAAAUAUUUGUUAAAACUCACCUCGCGUAGGUUUUUGUAAAUAAAUUUAACUUCUUAACUUACUGUACAGCACAGCUCUAAGUAUUACAAUAUUGUUAAGUGUGUUACUAUGUUACUAAUGUCUGUGCAGCAGUCAAACAUAAUCUAAUGACUUUUAUAAUUAAAACAUUCCAA